Messenger RNA from Danio rerio (zebrafish), 5255 nucleotides. The record is from RefSeq and is a predicted model, not a curated record. Lineage: Eukaryota; Metazoa; Chordata; Actinopteri; Cypriniformes; Danionidae.
ACUUGUGGAGGCUACUUACACUGUGUGAAAUUACGUUAAAGCAACAUUGCAAUCGUUCAUAGUGAAAUUUAUAAGAGGUAUUUGAAGUGUAGUAGGCCAAUAAUGUUUACAGCCCAAUCUACCUUUGCAUUGUGUAAAUUAUGACUCAUCUUGAGUAAUCUGACAUAACACUGGAGGCUUUUAUGGUUCGGGCUGGUAAAAGACUCGCAUAUUGUCUAAGCUUUACGGUAGCAUUUUAAAAAGGGGAAAUUCAGAAAGCUUCAGCCAGUCGGGAAAGCUGGACGGAGAUGAAGUGAUGCCUCUACGUCUUUCAGUACACUGAGUAGACUAUGUGAAGGGUGGACUGCGGACUGGACGUCCAGAGACCCACGUCCCACGUCCCUCACGUACGACACUGUGUCUGCAGCGUUGUUCACUUCACCAAGUAUCCUCGAGAAUGGGAUUAAAUUCUCCGUAACGUGAAUAUUUUAUCUAGCUUUAAUCGCGAAUCGUGUCGUCUGAACUGUUUGUUGCGGUGUCUGUGUGUGGUUGGCGGCUGCGCUGUAACUUGAAAUCGUGAGCAGCGUUAUUCGCCAGUCUUGGAUAUUCAAUGAAGCACGCUUGCAGAUUCAACAUCGCUGCAAGCCUCGGGAGGUCCUGCGUGCUCAGUUGGUCUUAAAGGAGCCGUCAAAGCAGCAGGCAAGGGUAAAAUGACUAUGUCCGUCCCAGAGAACAUAUCGGGGUCCGGGGGAAAAGAGGAGGAGAGUGAAGAUGAGAGUGAAAUCCUGGAGGAAAGCCCCUGCGGCCGCUGGCAGAAACGACGAGAGCAGGUCAGUCAGGGAAAUGUCCCAGGCAUCGAGAGUGCGUACUUGGCUAUGGACACCGAAGAGGGGGUGGAGGUGGUGUGGAACGAAGUACAGUUUUCAGACAAGAAGGUUUUCAAGUCCUUUGAGGAGCGGAUAAGAGAGAUGUUUGAGAACCUGAUGCAGGUGGAGCAUCCCAACAUUGUGAAGUUUCACAAGUAUUGGCUGGAUAUGAGGGAAAGCAGAGCGAGGGUGAUUUUUAUCACAGAAUAUAUGUCAUCUGGAAGUCUCAAGCAGUUUCUGAAGAAGACCAAGAAGAACCAUAAAACUAUGAAUGUAAAGGCUUGGAAGCGGUGGUGCACGCAGAUACUCUCUGCCCUCAGUUAUUUACACUCAUGUGAUCCUCCCAUCAUCCAUGGGAACCUGACCUGUGACACCAUCUUUAUCCAGCACAACGGCCUCAUAAAGAUUGGUUCAGUGUGGCACAGGCUGUUUGUUAACGUAUUUGCUGAGGCGAUUCAUGGGAAUGUGCAUCAGCAUCGAGAUGAAGUGCGGAACCAGCAUUUCUUUGCACCAGAGUAUGGCAUUGCUGAAGAUAACUACGCAAUUGAUAUAUUUUCAUUCGGUAUCUGUGGCUUGGAGAUGGCAGUGUUGGAAAUCCAGGCCAAUGGAGACACUGCUGUUGCGAAAGAGGCCAUUGAUUAUGCUGGACAGUCACUUGAAGACCCUCUAAUGAGGGAAUUUAUUCAGUCAUGUGUACGCACAGAAGCCAAAUCACGGCCUACCGCUCACGAUCUGCUCUUCCACCGGGUGUUAUUUGAGGUGCACUCCUUAAAGCUGCUUGCUGCGCACUGCUUUAUCAAUAACCAGUAUCUUCUCCCUGAGAACUGCGUGGAAGAGAAGACAAAAUCUUAUGACCCCAAUGGCAUCAUGGCAGAGAUUAAUCAUCGCAAUCGACCUGGAGUUCAUCUAAAAUACUCUCACGUCUCUCCUCUGGAGCUGGACAAAUUCCUUGAGGAUGUGAAGAACGGUAUAUAUCCCCUGAUGAACUUUGCUUCCCAGCGGCCACAUCCUAUCCCCCGCGCUCUUUCUCUGUCACAGGAACAGAUGGAGACUGUGAAGACCCCAACGCCAGAGCCACAAGAGACCGAAACCAGAAAGGUUGUCCAGAUCCACUGUAAUUUGGAAGCAACUGAGGAAGGCACAAGGAGUCAUCUCUCUCUGUUUUUAAAGAUGGAUGACAGGCUUCACCGCCAGCUUAGCUGUGAUGUUUUGCCAUCUGACAGUCCCAAAGAUUUGGCUAGUGAGUUGGUUCACCAUGCUUUCAUAAGCGAGGAAGACUGUGAGAAGCUGGCAUGUUUUCUUGAGGAUGCGUUAUGUAAGCACUGGUCGGGGACAUCCACCUCCCCUACUGCCAUGGCUGUGAUGUACUAAAGCCCAGCUGGUAUAAUAAUAGACAAACAAAGCUUGAAGUUUGGGUCAGAGAUCUAGUCUGACAGGAGGGAAAUGUGACCAAAAGCACACCAUUAUAUAAUGAAGGUCAUGACAAGAUGGCUUUAAAGUGAGCAGCGGGCCUGGAAAAAAAAGAAGCUUGCACCACACCGCAUGGUACCUGCACAAACUCCAAAGAGCUGUUAACCUGGAUCUUGAAGUUCAAAUUUCUGCUGUCAUCUCACCAUGACAAAGAAAUGCAUUUUCCAACAUUACAUUUCCUCUUUCAGUGCCAGCAUUUUGGGUUGUGAAUUAUUAUUAUUAUUAUUUUGUUCUUUCAAGAAUUUUAAAAACAUCCCUUCAGGUCGUCAUGCUUAUGGCUUCAUCCAGGCUCAUCUAGCAAAGGACAGAAUCUCACAAAAUGAAUGACAGAGUUUUGACAGAGGCUAAAUGUAUAAGAAAUGAUUGCUGCUUCCAUCAGGCAAUAUGACUGGAUCAUUUGUUCCAGACUUAAAUGUAUUAUUAUUUAUUCUUUUAAAACUUGAUUACAUGGUCUUGCUUUACAUGUUGUAAGUUUCAAGCAAGAAAAUGUAUCAAAAUAUUUAGUUCUACUUUUUUUUAGAUUAUCUUUUGUAUGUUUUAACAAGCUGGCUUUGAGCAAACGAAUGUAUGAUACUAUGACAAAAGUGCUCUUGGUGCCCGGUAAACUAAUAGAUCUCUACUUCAACUAUUUGUAAGACCUUACAUUUUUAAAUGAUGUCUUGCUCUUAAUCUUACAGAGUUUAAAAUGUCUCUACAGUGAAGCUAUGUUGAUCUCAAAUGUUUGUUUUUCAUACAGAUGCUAAUGAACUUUGCAUUAUGUUUGUAAACCAUGGCAAUAGCCAUAUCCUAGAAUGGUUUAGCUCACUAACAUUUGGAGUCAGUAUGAUUUUCUUUUUUAAGUGAGACUUUUAUCCAACAAAGACUUAUUAGAUUGAUCAAAACUGAUAUUAUGGACUUAGAUUUGUAAAACGAAUCAUAUUUCCAAAUGCUGUUCUUAUGAACGUUCUAUUAAUGCUUAAAAUAUCAUGGUUUUCACAAAGAGACACUCAGAAAUAAAGGUACAAAAUCUGUCACUGGGGCAGUACCUUUUCAAAAGGUACAUUUUUGUUCCUACACUCAAAAUAUACAGGCUGGGCCAUUUAUAUGGAUACACCUUAUAAAACUUAUUGGGAAUUUCACAAGAAAAACAAUGAUGUGCUUGGUUUUAACGUUACUUUAUUCUUUCAUGAGUUAUUUACAAGCCCCUUCACAUAUACUAAUAUGCCUCAAACAUGACAUUAAUAUCACCAGCCAUUCCCAUUUUAUUAAGCUGUAUCAUUUUUAAAUUCAUUGGGACAACUUUAUUAUUUAUGAACAAUCAACAAAUUUGUUAAAAGUUUUAAGCUAAACUUAGUUGAUUUGUGUUGGGUCAGCAUGAAUGAAUUAUGUGGAAAUCUGCAUUAUUUACAGUGUAAUAGUUCCUUAAAGGUACAUUUUAAUACCCCAAAAGUUCAAAUGUGUAUCUUUUAUUAACUUGAAGGUACAAAAGUGUAACCCAAAGGUACUAGUAUCCACCUCUAUGGUACAAAAGUCUACCUUUUGAAAUAGUACCACCCCAGUGACAGAUUUUAUACCUUUAUAUCUGAGUGCAUAUAGAGCAACUUAACUUUUUUAUCAAUGAUUCUAGGUAGAAACACUUCUUGAGCACCAAAUAGGAAUUUUUUGAGUGUGAAAUCAGUUAAUUCAGUGUUAAUUCAGCAAAAUCAACGACUUUUUAACAGCUAUUUUGAAUUCUAACAAAAUUCCUGAAUAUCACUUCAAGUAAAUGCAAUCUAAAAGAUUUUGCUUAGACUUUUUUAUAUUUAACAUCAUACUUAUGUCAAGUGUACACAAAUGUUCGAUCUGAUAUUUGCUCAGUUUUAAUUAAUAAAGCAUCUGGUUUUUAUUUUAUGAAGAAACUGAUUCUAAUUACUAGCUUUCCAAAUCAGAUAUUUUUAACUAAAGCAACUUGAUGCAAACAAUUAAUCAUGGUCAGUGUACCAGUGUGGACAUGAUUGACAUGAGAUGUUUUUAAUUGCCUUUUUAAUGUGAAUAUGAGCUGGUCCUAAAUAGGCUGACUGCUCAAAGGUGUUUAACACAGUAUAUGGGCCAAGUUUGCUUUUCUUUGUCUUUUACACUGCAUACAAUAAACUGAUCGUUGACUGACUUAGAAGAAGCAAGGUUUACUUUAAUAAAUCCCUCAUUUGGGUGUGAAGGGCUGUCUGACAUCUACCACAGUAUGCGCACAUUUUUAUGUCAUGCACAAUAUGAUUCAUACACUACAUUGUAUGUAUUCUGCGUAUGAGAACUUGAACUGUGUCAAGGCCAAAGAUGUACUGGGUGCAGCGCUGGCAAGUGUGGAUACUAUAUAGCAAAUAUAACAUCUUGUUGUUGAUCAACGCUGUUUUAGAUUGCAUAAUUACAACAGUGUUCGUUCUGUGAAACCAUCCAUAUUGCCAUUGCCUUCCGAAGCAAUAGUAUCAAUUUUAGAGAUGCUUUCAGUACUGUACUCUAAUGGCUUUGACUUCCCAGCAUCUCUUGGCUUCAGAAUAUAUGUGCAUGUCAGAAAACGAAUGCUUGGAAUUAUAUAUUUUUAUGUUAUAUUGGCAUGGUUUUGCGAUGGAUGUAUUGCAGCUUUUUUUAACUAUUAAAAGAGAUAUAUUAUCUCCAUUCAUUCUUACAGAUUCAAAUGAUUGACAUGAAAAAGCAGUUCAUCUUCCCAGUGUUAUUAUGAGACUCAAAUGUCUUGCAAUGUAAUGUAUGUAUGCGUAUGUAUGUAUGUUUGUUUGUAGAUACAAGAGAUGAAUGUACAGUGAGAUGUUAAAAUAUACUCUUCCUAAUUCCUGGUGUCCUUUCUCAUCUGAAUGAAUAUGACCUUUGCUUUGGGCAGUUUUACUUUAUUUUAUUAUAUUUUUAUUGUGUUGAAACUGUAUACUGUGACAUGAAAUACUAUAACAUUAAAAUAUAUAAUGAAUACUUUAA